Closterium sp. NIES-65 is the source of this 2181-nucleotide messenger RNA. Lineage: Eukaryota; Viridiplantae; Streptophyta; Zygnematophyceae; Desmidiales; Closteriaceae. The record is from the annotation of a GenBank genome assembly.
AUGUUCUUCAUGCUCGGUCUCCUAUUGGACGACACGUUCAACCACGUGAUCAAGCACGCGCUCGAGAUGCCGCGUCCGCCGCACACGUGCGCGGCGCUCGAGGUGUGCGAUUCGCACGGCAUGCCGUCCGCGCAUUCGCAAUUCAUGUCGUUCUUCGCGACGUUCGCGACGUGGCUCGUGUUUUACAAAAUGGAUUACGAGGACGAGAGGUGGCGAUGGAUCACCGCCGUCCUCCCGUGGCCCUUCACCUUUCUCACCAUGGCCUCGCGGGUGUACCUCGGUUACCAUACGAUACCGCAGUCCCGUCCUCUUUUUCCCGGUUCCUCCCAUCCCUUCACAGUCUGUCUAAAACCACCUCUUCCAUUCACCCUUCAUUCACUUGCCCCCUCCCCCUUCAUGCCCCCCUCCACUCCCACUUCAUGCCCCUCUCCACUCCCCCUUCAUGCCCCCCUCCACUCCCACUUCAUGCCCCUCUCCACUCCCCCUUCAUGCCCCCCUCCACUCCCACUUCAUGCCCCCCUCCACUCCCCCUUCAUGCCCCCCUCCACUCCCCCUUCAUGCCCCCCUCCACUCCCCCUUCAUGCCCCCCUCCACUCCCCCUUCAUGCCCCCCUCCACUCCCCCUUCAUGCCCCCCUUCCGUUUUAUGCCCUCUUCCCUUCCUCAUCCCUCCCCCCACUCUUUCAUGCCCCCUACCCCCUCAUGCCCCGUCUUUUUUCAUGCCCCCUAACCACCCCCUCCCUCCCCUUUCUUUUCAUGCCCCUAUCAUCACCUCAUGUCACCCACCUCUUUCAUGCCCCUUAACCACCCCCUCCCUCUCCCCUCUCUCAUGCCCCCUACCCCCUCAUGCCCCCCCUUCUUGCAUGCCCCCUAACCACCCUCCCCCUCUUUCUUUUCAUGCCCCUCAUCACCCCAUGUCACCCACUUCCCUCUUGCCAGUCCUAGCAGGCUUCACCCUCGGAAUCCUCUUGGCCUCCACCUGGUUCUACGUGGUGCACCGUGUGCUCGCACCCUUCUUUGCUUCACCUUACCACUCUUCGUCCCUUCACUCACCAUUCACACCCGCCUUUCAGGUUCUAGCCGGCUUCACCCUGGGCAUUCUCUCAGCGUCCUUCUGGUUCUACGUGGUGCACCGUGUGUUUGCGCCCUUCUUCCCCACCAUCUCCGACAGCGUUCUAGCUGGCUUCACCCUCGGAAUCCUCUCGGCCUCCUUCUGGUUCUACGUGGUGCACCGUGUGUUUGCGCCCUUCUUCCCCGCCAUCUCCGACAGCGUGUGGGGGCGGUACCUGUGCAUCAAGGACGACUGCCAUAUCCGCAACGUGGCUGUCUUUGAGUACCUCAACUCGCAGCGAGCGAGGGAAGAGCAGCGCGCGCGAGAGAAAGCGCAGAAUGCAGAGCAGGAGAAAUUGCUGGAGAAAUCUCAGGAGAAAACGCAGGAGAAAGUGCAGCAGGGGAAGGAAGAGGAGGUGGAUGAGCAGCAGGGGGGCAAGCAGCAGCAGUCAGCAGAGGAGAGUGCACCUGAUCAAUCUGCCAAGACAGAAAACGCCACUGGCAAUUACAACCUUCUCGUCGAGGCACUCCUAGUGGAUGCGGCAGGCGGUCCGCCCGACUCGCUCGCAAUCGUGAAGGGCGCCGUGUGCGACACCGCCGCGACGAACGUCCUCGCGCUGCCGCUCGCCGCGGCGGACUGGCAGCAGCGCGCGGGGUGGUGGCUGCUGCACGCGGAGGCGCGCCUCGACGCGUUCCUCGAGAAUGCGGACGCCGCCACCCUCGACGCGCUGCUCGCGGUGCUCCCCAGCGCCUCGCUUCCGCGCAAGAACGGCGGAGGCGCCGGCGGAGGCAGCGCCGGGGGCGCGCGGAGCGGGAAGGGUGGGAGGCCCAUGGGGCGGGAGCUGGUGAUGCGCGCAUUCGGCCGCCCUGCCAGUCAGGGCGGACAGAAGAAGGGGGGGCAGCAGCAGCAAGGAGGGCAGCAGCAGCAGGGGGGAGCGCAGCAGCCGCCUGCAGGUGGUUUUUCAGGUGGAUUUGCAGGUGGUGAUGGCGGAGUGAACUGCACAGUGAGCGGGUAUGCUGUGCUGGCGGGCAGCAGCGCAGCAGGUGUGACGUGGGGCGGACAGCUUAUGGGUGGCAAAUUUCCUGAUGCUGCUACUGCUGGUUCUGCUGGUUCUGCUGCUGGUUCUGCUUGA